AUGACGUUACCCAUCUCCGGCGCCGGCGCCGGCGCCGUUAUCAUCACCGCCGUUAUCUCACUGAUAAUUUCUGUUUUACUACCAUUUUCUCAUGCCCUCGGUAGUUCCGCCAUCACUUUGGCCGUCGCUUACGGCGCCAACAUCACUAUCUGCGGCAUAGUAGCUUCUCAACCAAUCCAAAGAAUCCAAUGCUGGUCAGAAAAUCAGACAGCACCCAUCCCCAUACCUCCUAACGUCUCCUUUAACUCCAUCGCCGGCGGAGUUAACGGCUUCACCGGCGUAGAAACCGGUGGGUUUUCCCUUCUCUUCUGGAACUCAAGUUUUCAACCCAAAAGACUUUUCUUCAGUUACUCAACUUUGUUAACAACUGUUACAAUGGGAGAUACUCAAAUUUGCGGCUUAACAAACGGUACCCAAAAUGUUAAAUGUUGGAGAGAUGACUCGAAUUUGGCGAAACAACCAAAUGGGUCGUCACAAUUCAUGUCAAUUUCAUCUGGGUCGGGAUUUUCUUGUGGAAUUUUGAAAAGUUCAAAUAGAGUUGUAUGCUGGGGAAACAAUAGCGAUAUUGCUUCAGCUAUUCAAUCUGGUUUUGCUAAUAUUACAGUAGUGAAUAUAUUUGCCGGUGGAAAACAUGCUUGUGGGAUGAAUUCUACAGGUUUUUUAAUUUGCAAAGGACAUAAUGAAAAUGGUCAAUUAGAUAUUCCAUCUAAUUUUGCUUAUGAGUAUAAUGGAUUAGCUUUAGGGGUUAAUCAUACUUGUGGGGUUCUUAGAAUGAAUUAUACAGUUGUUUGUUGGGGUGGGAAUGGUGAAUUUUCGACGAAUUUAACGAAAGGUCUUUCAUUUGAAUCAAUUGUUGCUGGUUUAGAUUUUACUUGUGGAUUAACAAGUGGGAAUUUUUCUGUUAUCUGCUGGGGACCUGGUUGGAGUAGUAAUAUGUAUCCUUCAGGUACUGAGCUUCCUUUACCAAUGAUUCUUCCAGGUCCAUGUGUUCAGAAUGUAUGUGAUUGUGGUGUAUAUCCUCAAUCGAAAACGUUGUGUUCGGGGAAUGGUAAUAUUUGUAGGCCUUGUGAUUUUUCGGUUGGAGUAGCUCCACCACCAUCACCACUGGUGUUUAUUUUGGUGCCAUCGUCGCCAUCUAAGGGGUUGAGAAAGGGAUUGUUAGCUUUUGUGAUUGUUGGAUCAGUUGGGGCUAUUGCAGGGAUUUGUACUGUUGUGUAUUGUUUAUGGACUGGUGUUUGUUUUGGGAAGAAGAAAAUUCAUAAUUCUGUUCAACCUACUAUUAGUACUAAUAAUGUUGCUCAACAAUGUUAUAGUAGUGGUCAAGUUUCAAGAUCAUCUACUCUUAGGCGCCAAGGGUCGAGGUUAAUGAGGCGUCAAAGGAGUGGAACUUCAUCUAUACAUGGUGAUAGGGCAGAGGAGUUUAUGUUUUCGGAGCUUGUUGCAGCUACGGACGAUUUCUCUUUAAAGAAUAAGAUUGGUGCUGGCGGCUUUGGGGUUGUUUACAAGGGAAAAUUAGCUGAUGGCCGUGAGGUUGCAAUUAAGCGUGGUGAAAUGAGUCCAAAGAUGAAGAAGUUCUUGGAGAAAGAGAGGGCUUUUGAAUCAGAGUUGACGUUCUUGUCCCGACUACACCACAAACACUUGGUUAGAUUGGUUGGUUAUUGUGAAGAAAUGGAUGAAAGACUCUUGGUUUAUGAGUUCAUGAAAAAUGGGGCGCUUUAUGAUCAUUUACACGAUAAGAACAACGUGGAGAAGAGUAGUAGUGUAGUCAAUUCUUGGAAAAUGAGGAUCAAGAUUGCAUUAGAUGCUGCUCGUGGUAUCGAAUACCUUCACAAUUAUGCAGUUCCACCUAUAAUUCACAGGGACAUCAAGUCAUCCAACAUCUUGAUCGAUGCAAAUUGGAUCGCAAGAGUGUCAGAUUUUGGAUUAUCCUUAAUGUGGCCGGAGACUGAUGCCAGUUUCAGUCAGCCAAUGAGGGCAGCAGGCACAGUUGGGUAUAUCGAUCCAGAGUACUAUGGCCUAAAUGUCUUGACAGCAAAGAGUGAUGUCUAUGGACUUGGGGUGGUAUUGUUAGAACUUUUGACCGGAAAAAGAGCCUUAUUCAAAACUAGUGAAAACGGGGACAUGCCAAUGAGUGUUGUCGACUUUGCAGUACCAGCAAUUAUGGCUGGAGAAUUAAACAAGAUUUUAGAUCCCAGAGUUGGGCUGCCAGAGCUGACGGAAGCCGAGGGAGUAGAAUUGGUGGCAUAUACUGCAAUGCAUUGCGUGCAUUUGGAAGGAAAACAUAGACUUACAAUGACUGAUAUUGUUUCUAAUUUAGAGAGAGCUUUGGCUGCAUGUGAUGAUAGCCAUGACAGCAUCUCUAGUAGUCCAGACUCCAUUAAAUCAGAUUGACAUUCCACGCAUAUGUCCGCGAAAGACUCCUACCAGUAUCACUAGACGAUAAGUUUUGGUGGUUAGAAUAGUACGAUUCGUGUACAAUUGUUGUUAGUGUAAACUGUAAAUUAUCGAUAGCUGGAAUGAAAUUCUUUUUCUUCCUAGAA
Messenger RNA from Solanum verrucosum, 2540 nucleotides. Its product is annotated as putative serine/threonine-protein kinase-like protein CCR3. NCBI's taxonomy places the organism in Eukaryota, Viridiplantae, Streptophyta, Magnoliopsida, Solanales, Solanaceae. The record is from RefSeq and is a predicted model, not a curated record. The transcript has a single exon. Gene Ontology annotation, biological process: protein phosphorylation. Bases 1 to 2391 code for a protein of 796 amino acids. Gene Ontology annotation, molecular function: protein serine/threonine kinase activity; ATP binding.